GACUGGUGGGCGGCGAGGGGGGGAAAGCCCCGGAUGUUCGUUGGGGAUUUAACAUGGCGGCGGCAGUGGCCGCGGUGGCGGCGGCGCAAGACAGCUGAGGGCGGUGUGAGGGCUCGGAAUCCCGGGUCGAGCAGCUAGGCCGCGAGCGACUGCAACGCCGAGCCGAUGAGUAACUCGAGGCCCCAAGAGGAGACGUCACCUGCCCGAGGGCACUUCUAGCACAGCCCGCAUCAAACCAGGCCUGCUGACAGGAGCCCAAGUCUACGCCCUCGGGGUGCUGAUAGCCGCCUUAGCACCAUGUUUGGGAAGAAGAAGAAACGGGUCGAGAUCUCUGCGCCAUCCAACUUCGAGCACCGCGUGCACACGGGCUUCGACCAGCACGAGCAGAAGUUCACGGGGCUGCCCCGCCAGUGGCAGAGCCUGAUCGAGGAGUCGGCUCGCAGGCCCAAGCCCCUGGUGGAUCCCGCCUGCAUCACCUCCAUCCAGCCCGGGGCCCCCAAGACCAUCGUGCGGGGCAGCAAAGGCGCCAAGGAUGGGGCCCUCACGCUGCUGCUCGACGAGUUUGAGAACAUGUCGGUGACACGCUCCAACUCCCUGCGGAGAGACAGCCCACCGCCACCUGCCCGUGCCCGCCAGGAAAAUGGGAUGCCCGCAGAGCCGGCCAGCACGGCCAGAGGGGCCCCGGAGAAGGCGGGCAGCCAAGGCCGGGGUACCGGCCGCAGUGAGGCGGGUGGCAGCAGUGGUGACAGGCGGCGGGUGGGGCCAGAGAAGAGGCCCAAGUCUUCCAGGGAGGGCUCAGGGGGACCCCAGGAGUCCUCCCGGGACAAACGCCCCGUCUCUGGGCCUGACGUCGGCACCCCGCAACCUGCCGGUCUGGCUGGUGGGGCCAAAGCGGCAGCUGGUCGGCCCUUUAACACGUACCCGAGGGCCGAUACGGACCACCCGGCCCGGGGUGCCCAGGGGGAACCUCACAACCUGGCCCCUAACGGGCCAUCAGCAGGGGGCCUAGCGGUCCCCCAGUCCUCCUCCUCCCGGCCUCCCGCCCGAGCCCGCGGACCCCCCAGCCCGGGAGUGCUGGGCCCCCAUGCCUCUGAGCCCCAGCUGGCUCCUCCAGCCCGCCCCGUCGCUGCCCCCGCCCCCGCUGGGCCCCCAGCCCCCGGGCCCCCUGGGCCCCGCUCGCCGCAGCGGGAACCCCAGCGAGUGUCACACGAGCAGUUCCGGGCGGCCUUGCAGCUGGUGGUGGACCCCGGCGACCCUCGCUCCUACCUGGACAACUUCAUCAAGAUCGGCGAGGGCUCGACGGGCAUCGUGUGCAUUGCCACCGUGCGCAGCUCGGGCAGGCUGGUGGCCGUCAAGAAGAUGGACCUGCGCAAGCAGCAGAGGCGCGAGCUGCUCUUCAACGAGGUGGUGAUCAUGCGGGACUACCAGCACGAGAAUGUGGUGGAGAUGUACAACAGCUACCUGGUCGGGGAUGAGCUCUGGGUGGUCAUGGAGUUCCUGGAGGGCGGCGCCCUCACUGACAUCGUCACGCACACCAGGAUGAACGAGGAGCAGAUUGCCGCCGUGUGCCUGGCCGUGCUGCAGGCCCUGUCUGUGCUCCAUGCGCAGGGAGUCAUCCACCGCGACAUCAAGAGCGACUCCAUCCUGCUGACCCACGACGGCAGGGUGAAGCUGUCAGACUUCGGGUUCUGCGCCCAGGUGAGCAAGGAGGUACCACGGAGGAAGUCACUGGUUGGCACGCCCUACUGGAUGGCCCCAGAGCUCAUCUCUCGCCUUCCCUAUGGGCCAGAGGUGGACAUCUGGUCUCUGGGGGUGAUGGUGAUCGAGAUGGUGGACGGGGAGCCCCCCUACUUCAACGAGCCGCCGCUCAAAGCCAUGAAGAUGAUUCGGGACAACCUGCCACCCCGACUGAAGAACUUGCACAAGGUGUCACCCUCCCUGAAGGGCUUCCUGGACCGCCUGCUGGUGCGUGACCCGGCCCAGCGGGCCACGGCGGCCGAGCUGCUCAAGCACCCGUUCCUGGCCAAAGCGGGCCCGCCCGCCAGCAUCGUGCCCCUCAUGCGCCAGAACCGCACCAGAUGAGGCCCAGUGCCCUGUCCCUGAACCAAAGAGCCCCUUGGGUCACCCCUGCCCCGCCACGGGCCAGUGGGGGGCCGGCCCCCACUCCUCCCCACCUGGGAGACACUCCGUGGCACCGCCCUCCUGGCCGGGGGUCGGGGAGCGUGCAGGACCCUACUACUGAACUCCAGGUUUGAUUUUGUGACUUUAAAAAAAAAAA
This is a messenger RNA of Ailuropoda melanoleuca (giant panda), 2278 nucleotides long. RefSeq names its product p21 (RAC1) activated kinase 4 (gene PAK4). The record is from RefSeq and is a predicted model, not a curated record. Gene Ontology annotation, biological process: protein phosphorylation. The transcript is spliced from 10 exons. Lineage: Eukaryota; Metazoa; Chordata; Mammalia; Carnivora; Ursidae. Gene Ontology annotation, molecular function: protein serine/threonine kinase activity; ATP binding. Bases 298 to 2082 code for a protein of 594 amino acids.